CUCGACUUCUUAUUUACGCCGUCGCCCCGGUUGAUCGCUGAAGCUUCUUUCUGUGAAGGGCACCUCGUCUGGUUUGACUUGUCCCACGUUUCAUCGUUUCGCGUUCGAUGCCACUGAACUGAACGUCCAGCCAGCCGGCCUGGCCAUCAAGUCUCGUGUGAAACACCAGUUUGGCCUCCAUAUUAGAGGAAUCUCCCUUACAGCCGUCUAUCCUGCAUUGUUGAUUGCAUCCACUUGCCGACUCAGACGACAGUGAGGUGUAUUGGACGUCCACAAUCAUGCGUCUCCCACGGCUUCCCCCGCUUCGUACAUUUUUCGCGACGAGAUGGCGCAACCAUAACUUGAUCUUUAUGUUCAUGGCCGUCGAGUUGCCGCUCGCUAUCAUCCUGCUCACCCUGACCGGUAUCGCCAACCACGACCUCUACCGGACUAAGCUAUGGCAGGAUGGCGCAGACAAUGGGUUCAACAGCAACCCGAACGAAAGGCUUUACGCCGCGGCUAAUAAUCAACCUUACAAAACCCCUAUUGUUUGGAGUGGCUUCAUCACCGAGUACAACCUGGUCCUUGGGAUUCUGAGCCUCUUCGUCUGGAUCGCCAAAAUCCCGGUCCAUGUCCUUCACAUGCUGACACCGCCCUUGUCGGCCUUCCUCCACGCGGGCAUGAUUGCGGUGUGGUGUUACUCGGUUCGUUAUCAGGCUGGCCCCGAUAUGUCAGACCCCAAGCAUCCUCAACCAGGAGCGCCAUGGUAUAUCACGAAGAAGUGUACAGUGGCAGCAGUCAGGGAGGACAUCCAUUACUGCAACCAGGCUAAGGCGCUUUUUGCGUUCUCUAUUAUCAUGAUCUUCUACUACUUCACUGUCCUCUGUGUGAGCCUCCAGAACUGUGUUAUGACGAAGGAAGAGCUCGAGGAAAUCGAGGAGCUUAAGGAGGAGCAGAAGACCAUGAAGGAGUAUGAGGAUUAUGUUCUCAAGACGCCUGGCAUCCCAAUGACCCCGGCCCUGCCCAUGGGGACUCCUGCGCAUCCCAGGUACCCCGGACAAUCCGGGCCAAUGCCAAUGCCUUCCAAAUCGCCCUUCCACAAAAUCGUCACCCGCAGCACCGAUGCAUCGUCGUCAGAUCUCCCACUUCGCCAGCACUUCAGCUCUCCUAACCCUCGCCGUUCGAUGCAUCAAGAGUCGGCGGAGACACUCUCCGGCCAACAAGCUCAGUCUCAGACUUCUUUUGUCACGACUGUCAAGGGAUUCAUGAAAUAGAGUGCCUUACAUACUGCACGUACGUGUACUUGUUGACGGCUGGGGCCGAGGGUUCGCAUGUUCAUUGGCCCCACUUGCACAUAUGGCUGGUCUACGGUUGAGCCCAG
Molecule: messenger RNA, 1360 nt
Organism: Aspergillus heteromorphus CBS 117.55
Lineage: Eukaryota; Fungi; Ascomycota; Eurotiomycetes; Eurotiales; Aspergillaceae
Exons: 3
Coding region: 279-1253 (324 amino acids)
Source: RefSeq, a predicted model, not a curated record